Acaulospora morrowiae is the source of this 638-nucleotide messenger RNA. The record is from the annotation of a GenBank genome assembly. NCBI's taxonomy places the organism in Eukaryota, Fungi, Glomeromycota, Glomeromycetes, Diversisporales, Acaulosporaceae.
AUGAACUCCACAGGCGUUGUUUCUAGCUUGGACAGUAUUCAAUCGUUUGAUUCUUUCGACACUGUCAUAGCAAUUGACUCUUCAAACGAUGUCAUUUCUUCUUCGCAAACUCUGGAAGCGUUGACCAACCUAUUGAGCACCAGCGAAGAGUGGCAAACCAACGGUGAUGUGACUUUUAUGAAGAAUAUUCGUGUAAUGGAAAUGCUUUCGUAUCAUUUACCAAUGAUGGAGAGUUCCACACAGCUACAGGUCAUUGAUCGUCUAAUAUGUUUUGCGGAAUAUAGUGACAUGAAUAAGUGGAUCAUGUUUAAGACAAACAUAACUAGUAAACUAUUGACCAUUAUAAUAUGGAAAUCGUGGGACAGGAACGAAGUUGCUGAAAAGACCAUGAGAUUAUUAGAAAUUGUGUGUUCAUAUUCUGUCAAAGUCUCAGAUGUAAAGUUGAUAUUGAAUAAGAUUUGUAACAAGAAUGAUGGAGACUCCGCUCAACUUCAAGAGGGUUCUGCGUGGUAUCAAGGCGCUUUGUUAAAAUUAUUAUAUUCCAUCGCUCCGAAACAAAAUACCAUGGAUUUCAUUUAUUUCAAAGGUAUUGAAUCUGGUAUAGAACUAUCACCCAUGGAGAAAUUCCCGACAAAUGG